Oncorhynchus kisutch (coho salmon) is the source of this 1789-nucleotide messenger RNA. RefSeq names its product dynein regulatory complex subunit 8 (gene drc8). Gene Ontology annotation, molecular function: calcium ion binding. The transcript has 7 exons. NCBI's taxonomy places the organism in Eukaryota, Metazoa, Chordata, Actinopteri, Salmoniformes, Salmonidae. Bases 75 to 566 code for a protein of 163 amino acids. The record is from RefSeq and is a predicted model, not a curated record.
CUGCACUCGUUUAGAGUGGUCCUGCCAAUCAAAAGCUAUAUAUGGUCUCCUAGCAACAACAGUAAAUAAAUAAAAUGGCGGAAGACAAGGAAAGCGCAGAGGCCAUAGUAUCGGAGGUCCACAAGAAGAUCCGCGCUGCUUUUGAUGUGUUUGACCACGAGUUCAACAAGACAGUGGAUGUCAGGGAGAUAGGCACUAUCAUCCGCUCCCUAGGCUGCUUCCCUAACGAAGGGGAGCUACAUGACGUCAUAGCAGAGAUUGAGGAGGAGGAGCCAACAGGAUACAUCCGCUUUGAGAAGUUCCUCCCCACCAUGACCAAGGUUCUAAUGGAGCGCAAGUUCCGGCCCAUCCCAGAGGACCUGAUGCUCCAGGCCUUUGAGGUUCUAGAUAAGCAGAAAAAGGGACAUUUGGAACUGGAGGAGCUCACAAAGUACAUGACACAGGAAGGAGAGCCCUUCACCCAGGAAGAGAUGGAGGAGAUGUUGUCAGCUGCAAUGGACCCUGACAAGAACCUCAUCUUCUACAAAGACUUUGUUAGCAUGAUGACCGUGGAUGACCCCAGAUAGACUCUCAAUCACACACACACACACACACACACACACACUCACAAACAUAUACACAUUCCUGCUGGGAGUAAUGACAAAUAUAACCGUUGUCUUGCGUAAUUGUUAUAUUGUUAUAGUCUAAUACAGAAUAUAAUGUGGUAUUGUAAAUGUUUGCAGUGUCAUAAACAUUUUUGGGCUUAUCGCCAAAUAUUGUACAUCUCCCACUGUUGUGCUAGAGGCCUGGCCAACUCCAGUCUUCAGGGGCCUAAUUGGUGUCACACUUUUGCCCAAGCCCCAGCUGACACACCUGACUCCAAUAAUCGACUAAUCAUGAUCUUCAGAUAAAAAUGCAAUUAGUUUAAAUCAGGUGUGUUUGCUAGGGAUGGGGAGAAGUGUGACACCAAUCAGGCCCCAGAAGACUGGAAUUACCCAGGCCUGUAACUAGACCUGCAUGGCCAGGGCUGUAACUAGACCUGCAUGGCCAGGCCUGUAACUAGACCAUGCAUGGGUUUAUUGCCAAAUAUUCUCCCUCUGUUGUGCUAGGCCAUGCAGUGAAACCAGAUGGCGCUGUGUAUCCAUAAACAACAUGCAACACCACGCUAUAUAAAUCACUGCAGCAAUAUGCUUUCAUUCACGACACCAUCACCACCACACCACCUUAUGUGCACAAUCAUUGGAAUGUGAAGCACAGAUUAAUUGAAUGAGGAUAUUCAUGAAAAGAACACAAAUUAAAUUGUUGUGUUCUGAGUAAAACCUCUCCAAGGAGUGAUUAUUGCAUAGACAAACCUUGUUUCUGUGGUGGUGGUGAUGAUGAUGACGAUGAUGAUCCAAUUUUAUUUGUCACACUCGCUGAAUACAACAGGUGUCGAGUUAACUGUGAAAUGCUUACUUUAAGAGCCCUUUCCCAACAAUGCCAAGUUAAAAAGUAUGAAAAGAUGAGCAAAAUAAUAUAGAUAUAUACAGUACCAGUCUCUAGUUUGGACACACCUACUCAUUCAAUGUUUUUCUUUAUUUUUACUAUUUGGUGCAGCGGUCUAAGGCACUGCAUCUCAGUGUUAGAGGCAUCACUACAGACACCCUGGUUCGAAUCCAGGCUGUAUCACAACUGGCCGUGAUUGGGAGUCCCAUAGGACGGCCCACAAUUGGCCCAGUGCCGUCCGGGUUUGGCCGGUGUAGGCCGUCAUUGUAAAUAAGAAUUUGUUAUUAACUGACUUGCCUAGUUAAAUAAAAGUUAAAUAUAUAUA